UCUGCUUCCUAUGCUUCAAUCGCGUCUUAAAUAAAAAAUACGGAUUAUAGAUUUGCCCAUGAACGUCUUUGCUUAUUCAGUAUUUGAAUUCUCCAUGAAAUGGUUGCAUGCAUUUUUACUCUCUAACGCACACGACAAAUAACCUUAAAAACGAACAGAAAUAAUGAGAUACUUAUUUCCAUCAAUUCUCCUGCCAUUAGUGUGGACGACGAUUUUCCUUCAAAAUACUCUGGCAGCAAGAAUUCUCGUGAUUCAUGCUUUGUAUUCAGGGUCUCCUCUCCUAACUUGGAGGACAGCAGGGGAAUAUUUUGCCCAGAAUGGUCAUCACGUCCACUAUUUGAGAUGGAAGGACAGCCAUCACCAUUCUCCCCUCCCUCAUGAAAAUAUGACGGAAACUGUGCUCACUGUGAAUAAUAAAGACGGCAGAUUUUCCUACUUGACGAAAGAAAAGGAAGCAGGAUUCGACAUCCCUUUCGACCUUCUUCUCCAGGAGGGAAUGUCCUACACUCGAAUAUACUACGAGAGUAUGAAAACAUACUCCAUGUUCUACUCCAUUUGUGACGAUCUGCUCGGAAAUAAGGAAUUGAUACGACAAUUGAGAAGGAUGGAUUUCCACUUGGCUAUCGUUGACCUGGUCGGAAAUGAAUGCACCCUCCCACUCACCCACCACCUUGGCCUGCCCACCGUGGGAUUUUGGGGGAUGCAGUUCGCAUCUGGGGAAACAACGCUCACAACGGCAUUUAUUCCACCCUCACAUGCACCCAACCUCCUCACUAAAUUUGGUUCUGAGAUGACGUUUCCUCAAAGGAUGGUGAACACUUUCGCAUAUGUCGUCUCGCAAGCCGUCGUGCGGGGACAAUGCUGGAUUCUGAGCGGUGUGGUGAAAAAGCAUCUCCCUGGAAGUCCAGAACCUUGCAGUCUGAUUAAAGAAUUGAACGGCAUGCUCAUCAAUAGCGACCACAUUAUGGACACGCCACAACUCCUGCCUCCCACGUUUAUCAGAAUUGGUGGGAUUCAUAUUAAAAAGGCGAAACCGUUACCGAAGGAAUUAGACUACUGGAUGCAAUCUGCUGGCGAUGACGGCGUCGUGCUUUUCGGUGUCGGAUAUACAAUUAACCCAAAGGUUUUAUCGAAACGAUUUAUUCAAGCGUUUUUCCAAGCUGCGAAACGACUUCCGCAAAAGUUCUUAAUGAAAUUGGAAGGACAUUUGGAAAAUGUUCCGUCAAAUGUGAAAAUCAUGUCAUGGAUUCCACAACAGGACGUUCUAGCACAUAACGCUACCAGAUUAUUUGUUAAUCAUUGCGGACUUCAAGGUGUGACUGAAGCUCUGUACCAUGCUGUCCCGAUGGUAGGACUUCCAAUUUUUUUAGACCAGGGAGACUAUCUCGUUAAAUUGGUAAAGCAUGGUGUAGCCAUCCCACUCGACAGACAAACUGCAACAGCGGAAGUUAUCUAUCAAACCUUGAGACGUGCCUUGAAUAACCCCAGUUUUAAGCAUAAUGCGAAAAGGUUAUCGAAAUUGAUGAAGGACACGCCAGACAAGUUGACUCCACAAGAAAGAGCAUUGCAGCUUGUAGAAUACCUGGUUCGUCAGAAGGGGGCGAACCAUCUGAAAAUGCAUUCGCGACACCUCAAUUUUUUUCAAUACUUUUGCAUCGAUAUUUUUGUUUUUGUCUUUACGCUUCUAUUCACAAGUUAUAAACUUGGUAAAAUUGUAUGGAGAAAAGUUUCCAGCAGUAAAAUCCAAAUCCAAAUUCAGACUCGUAAAGAAUCCAGCCUUUUUAGAAAGCGAGUGGGUGGAAAAAUUGAGAAAGUUCUUUGAUUAUUAUGAACUAUUACUAAAUAUGUACAUACAUACAUGUGAAUUGCGAACACUGAUUCGUGAACUGUGAUGAGAGCUGAAACUGAUAUAAAUAGAUAUUUACAUACAUAUGUAUAUUUUACAUCAUCGUCCGGUGUCUAUGUAUAAACAAUUGCAAUUAUAAUACGUAUAUGCUGUAUUCAAUAAUAAUAAACUGUCAACCUAUGGAAAGUAAAAUCAGACCUUGAAAAGGACAUGGACAAAAUUCAGCAUAACAGGCAUAAUCUAAUUGUCCAAGAGAUAAGUGACGGUGAUAUGUUCAAAACCAGUUUAUUGAAAAAAUUGCUCAAUAACAAAACAUCAACGGAAGAAAUCCCAGAAUGUUUACUUGACCAUAUAAUUCACGAGGAUGGAAGUCAUACUUUUUAAUGAAUUUAUAUAAUUUUGUUGUUGCGUAUGCACAUGACGUUUUUGGUUGCUGUUUCUCCUGAGUUAUCGGUCCUAAUGAGAAUGUAAACCAGGAAGGAUGAGCAUAUAAUAGCGGAGUACGGUUGACGGUGAAAUAAAAUUAUCAAGUUCUUUGGGAAAUAUUUUCGUUUUUGAGUACUUUCAUGACGUCAAUAAUAUCUGUAAACUUUGGUCAUUAAUUAAUAAAAUAAAAUAACAUGACGGUUGACGUUACCAUAA
Messenger RNA from Folsomia candida, 2488 nucleotides. Its product is annotated as UDP-glucuronosyltransferase 2C1-like. Gene Ontology annotation, molecular function: UDP-glycosyltransferase activity. The transcript has 4 exons. The record is from RefSeq and is a predicted model, not a curated record. Bases 164 to 1822 code for a protein of 552 amino acids. NCBI's taxonomy places the organism in Eukaryota, Metazoa, Arthropoda, Collembola, Entomobryomorpha, Isotomidae.